AUGGAGGAUGAGUUGUUGAUGCAUACGUUGCACACGUUACCUAGUUCAGUGAAGAAGUUUUGGAGGAAACGGUACGACAUAUUCAGUAAAUAUGACGAAGGGAUAUAUAUGACCAGUGAGCUAUGGUAUUCGAUAACGCCGGAAUGCACUGCCAAAUUCACUGCCAAAUUAAUGAAAGAGCUACUUGAUAACCAUUUGAAUAAAGACGAGUACAAGGUUAUUGACUUAUGUUGUGGAGGCGGAGGCAAUACUAUACAAUUUGCCAAAGAGUUUGAGCGAGUGAUUGCAAUUGAUAUAAAUCCAAUAAACGUAAGAUGUACUCUACAUAAUGCCGCCAUCUACAAUGUUGAAGACAAGAUAGAACCAAUAACAGGAGAUUGGAACGAGAUCCACCAACAAUUCCACAAUAUUGAUUUCAUAUAUUGUUCACCACCCUGGGGGGGACCAAGUUAUAAAGUGAAGGGGGAAAAAUUUGACGUUUACACAAUGGAGCCAUUAAAUUUAGACCGGUUAAUAAGUAGUAUAAUACCAAUUACACGAAAUAUGGCAUUUUGUUUACCCAGAAAUACCAAUUUAGAGCAAUUGAAAGAAUUAAGUGAAAUUUACAGCCUUGGUUUAAGGGUGAUCAAAGUGAAAGAAUACGGACGCGUUAUCAGUUUAGUAGUAAUCUUUGGAGACAUUGCUCAAGUAAAAUUUCAAUACAAUUCUGACUUACAAUCUGAUUUACAAUAA
Hyphopichia burtonii NRRL Y-1933 is the source of this 732-nucleotide messenger RNA. Its product is annotated as RNA methyltransferase. Bases 1 to 732 code for a protein of 243 amino acids. The transcript has a single exon. Gene Ontology annotation, cellular component: nucleus. The record is from RefSeq and is a predicted model, not a curated record. Gene Ontology annotation, molecular function: RNA cap trimethylguanosine synthase activity. NCBI's taxonomy places the organism in Eukaryota, Fungi, Ascomycota, Pichiomycetes, Serinales, Debaryomycetaceae. Gene Ontology annotation, biological process: 7-methylguanosine RNA capping; 7-methylguanosine cap hypermethylation.